This is a messenger RNA of Cyphellophora attinorum, 1806 nucleotides long. RefSeq names its product CTP synthase. Bases 1 to 1806 code for a protein of 601 amino acids. Gene Ontology annotation, biological process: CTP biosynthetic process; pyrimidine nucleobase biosynthetic process. Gene Ontology annotation, molecular function: identical protein binding; CTP synthase activity. The transcript has 3 exons. NCBI's taxonomy places the organism in Eukaryota, Fungi, Ascomycota, Eurotiomycetes, Chaetothyriales, Cyphellophoraceae. Gene Ontology annotation, cellular component: cytoophidium; cytoplasm. The record is from RefSeq and is a predicted model, not a curated record.
AUGAAAUAUGUGUUGGUCAGUGGUGGUGUCAUAUCAGGCAUCGGGAAGGGCGUCAUCGCCUCUUCGACCGGCCUGCUACUCAAAACGAUUGGCAUGAAGGUGACUUCGAUCAAGAUCGACCCGUACAUGAAUGUCGAUGCCGGGACUAUGGCGCCCACUGAGCAUGGAGAGUGCUUCGUGCUGGACGACGGCGGCGAAGUCGACCUCGAUCUCGGCAACUACGAGCGCUAUCUCAACAUCACGUUGAGGCGCGACAACAGCAUAACGACGGGCAGAAUGUACCAGCACGUCAUCGACCGGGAGCGCAGGGGCGACUACCUAGGCAAGACAGUGCAGAUCGUGCCGCAUCUCACAAAUGCAAUUCAAGACUGGAUCGAUAGGGUUGCCAGGACAUGCGUCGACGACACAAACGAAGAGCCGGAUGUCUGCAUAAUCGAGCUUGGAGGCACAGUCGGUGACAUCGAGAGCGCGCCCUUCAUUGAAGCAAUGCGGCAACUGCGAAGAAGAGCUGGAAAGAACAAUUUCUGUCAGAUUCACGUCUCGUUGAUACCCGUCGUCAGCGGCGAGCAGAAGACAAAGCCGACCCAAGCGGCCAUCAGAGACGCCCGAUCAGCAGGUCUACAGCCAGACCUCAUCGCUUGCCGAUGCAUACAACCCCUAGAAGACUCCACCAAGAACAAAGUGGCCAUGUUCUGCGAGGUCGACCCCCAACAGGUCAUCGCCGUCCACGACGUCAACUCGACCUACCACGUUCCCCUCCUCCUCGAAAAGCAAGGCUUCGUCAACGAGCUCAAAUCCCGCCUCAACAUCGACCAAUCCACCAUCUCCCCCUCUCUCGUCACGAAAGGCCAGUCAAUCUGGCACGAAUGGAAAACCCUCACCACAUCCCAAGACCGCUUCCUCGAGGACGAAAAAGUCACCAUCGCCCUCGUCGGCAAAUACACCAACCUACACGACUCCUACCUCUCUGUGAUCAAAUCCCUUGAACACAGCGCCAUGGCUGUUGGCCGCAAACUCAACCUCAUCUGGGUCGACGCAUCCGAACUCGAGCAGCAGAACACCGACGCAUACUACAAAUCCUGGCAUCAGGUUCGCACUGCGGACGGCGUCCUCGUCCCGGGUGGGUUUGGGCAACGAGGCACAGAGGGCAUGAUCGCGGCUGCCACCUACGCACGCACAGCCAAGAAACCCUACUUGGGAAUUUGCCUGGGCAUGCAGCUCGCCGUCAUCGAGUACGCCCGCAAUGUCUGCGGCAUGGCCGGUGCGAACAGCGUCGAGCUAGAAGCCGAAACCCCACAUCCCAUGAUCAUCUACAUGCCCGAAAUCGACAAGAACACAAUGGGCGGCAACAUGCGUCUCGGCAUCCGACCCACCCUCUUCCAACAGGGCUCCGAAUGGUCGAAACUCCGCAAACUCUACAACAACGCGCCCGAGGUUCUGGAGCGCCACAGGCAUCGCUACGAGGUCAACCCAGCGUACAUCGAGCAACUGAGCGCCGCGGGGCUGAAUUUCAUAGGCAAGGACGACAAAGGCGAGCGGAUGGAGAUAGUAGAAUUGCAGGACCAUCCGUGGUAUGUGGGUGUGCAGUUCCAUCCGGAAUUUUUGAGUCGGGUGUUGAAGCCGAGUGUGCCGUAUCUGGGGUUUGUGGCCGCUUGUGCUGGAUUGCUCGAUGAAGUGACUGCUAGUAUGCAAGGUGGCGGUGGUGCCAGCCUGGUGAAUGGCAGUGAGAACGGGAGAGCGAGUCCGUUGCAGAAUGGUGGGGUGUUGCUCAAUGGGAUGCGGUCGGGCUCGAACGGAAGCUUCUGA